CCUGCUGAUCUAUUCCUGCAUUCAGCUGAAUUUUGAAGGCUGAUCAAUGACUGGAGAUCUGUGAUUGUUCAUCAGUUUCUUCUAGAGUUUCUGCUGGAGAUCAAACUUUUCAGAUCCAUCAUGGAGGACACGCACACUUCUGGAGAUCUGGAUUUGUUUACAUCAUGCAGUGUGGAUGGAGAUGAUCAGACUAGAGACCUGCAGCAGGAUUCACUCCAACCAGAACAUGAUGAACUGCAGAGAGCCAAAAACCAGCACAAAACUAGCAUGAAGAACAAGUAUGAGAGAUUAUUUGAGGGAAUCAACCAUGGAGAGACUCAAAAAUUCCUGAAUAGGAUCUACACACAGCUCUACAUCAUAGAAGGAGAGAGUGAAGGAGUGAAUAGAGAGCAUGACGUUUUACAGAUAGAGAAAAGAGCCAGAACAAAACCCUCACAACACACUCCAGUCUACUGCAAUGACAUCUUUAAAGCCUCAGCUGGAGCAGGACAUGAGGAGAAGAUCAAGAAGGAGAAAGCCCAGAUCAAGACUGUUCUCACUAAAGGCAUCGCUGGAAUCGGGAAAACCGUCUCUGUGCAGAAGUUCAUUCUGGACUGGGCCGAGGGAAAAGCCAAUCAGGGUGUAGAUUUCAUGUUUGUGCUUCCAUUUCGAGAGCUGAACUUGAUCAGAGAUCAUCAGUACAGUCUUCACAGACUUCUGCUGGACUUUCAUCCUGAACUUGAAGAUCUGGAGCCCAAGAUUUAUGAGCAGUGUAGAGUUGUGUUCAUCUUUGAUGGUCUGGAUGAAAGCAGAAUCACACUCAACUUUUCAGAUGAGGAGAAAGUUUGUGCUGUGACUGAAUCUUCAUCAGUGGCUGUGUUGAUGUGGAGCCUCCUGAAAGGAGAUCUGCUUCCCUCUGCUCUCAUCUGGAUCACCGCCAGACCAGCAGCAGCCCAUCAGAUCCCCUCCACAUACAUCCACCGUCUGACAGAGAUUCAGGGAUUCACUGAGCCUCAGAAGGAGGAAUAUUUCAGGAAGAGAAUCAGCGACGAGCAUCAAGCCAGCAGAAUCAUCUCCCACAUCAGAAGAGCAAGAAGCCUCCAGAUCAUGUGCCACAUACCCGUCUUCUGCUGGAUCUCCUCCACUGUGCUUCAGAAGCUCCUGGAAGAAGAUGUGAGUGCAGAAAUCCCUCAAACUCUGACUGAGAUGUACAUCCACUUCCUGCUGAUUCAGAUCAACAUGAGGAAGCAGAAGUAUGAAGAGAGAGAUCAAGAGAAACUCCUGCAGUCCAACAGAGGAGUGAUCCUCAAACUUGCUGAAGUGGCUUUCAGACAGCUGAUGAAGGGCAAUGUGAUGUUCUAUGAGGAGGACCUGAUUGAGAGCGGCAUAGACGUCACUGACGCCUCGGUGUAUUCUGGGAUCUGCACUGAGAUCUUCAAGGAGGAAUCUGUGAUUCAUCAGAGGAAAGUCUACAGCUUCAUCCAUCUCAGCUUUCAGGAGUUUCUGGCUGCUUUCUUUGUGUUUCACUGCUAUUUAACAGAUAAAAGAGAACCAGUGAUGUUGCUUUAUGAGAGUAAAUAUUCAGAUGAUGAAGAUGUGUCAGAUGGUAAUGAAUAUGAAGAUUCAGAUGUUCAAUUUUUACAGUCGAGCUCUGAGUUCUCUCUGUGCCAUCUGCUCAGUUUAGCAAUAUAUAAAGCUGUCAUGAGUAGUAAUGGUCAUCUGGAUCUGUUCCUGUGGUUCCUGCUGGGCGUCUCACUGGAGUCUAAUCAGAGACUCUUCCAGGAUCUGCUGACACACACAGAGGAGAGCUCAGAGAGCAUCAGGAUAAUUACACAGGACAUUAAAGACAAGAUCAAGACAGAUGAUGAUCUCUCAGCUGAAAGAUCCAUCAAUCUGUUCCUCUGUCUGCUGGAGGUAAAAGAUCAGACUCUGGCCAGAGAGAUUCAGGAGUUUGUGAAAUCAGACAAACACUCAGAGAGGGAACUCUCUCCUGCUCACUGCUCAACAAUCUCCUACAUGAUUGAGAUGUCAGAGGAGCCGCUGGAUGAGUUAGACUUUAAUAAAUUGAACACAUCACCUGUGGGAAGAUGGAGACUAAUACCAGCUGUGAGAAACUGCAGAAGAGCUCUACUACAGUGCUGUAAUCUCACUGCUCAGUCUUGUGAGAGUUUGACUUCAGCUCUACAAUCCUCAAACUGUGUGCUGAGAGAGCUGGACCUGAGUAACAAUGACCUGCAGGAUUCAGGAGUGAAGCUUCUCUCUGAUGGACUGAAGAGUCCAAACUGUAAACUGGAGACACUGAGACUGGUCAUGUGUAAUCUCACUGUUCAGUGCUGUGAGAGUUUGUCUUUAGCUCUACAAUCCUCAAACUGUGUGCUGAGAGAGCUGGACCUGAGUAACAAUGGCCUACAGGAUUCAGGAGUGAAGCUUCUCUCUGAUGGACUGAAGAGUCAACACUGUAAACUGGACACACUGAGACUAGUCAUGUGUAAUCUCACUGUUCAGUCCAGUGAGAGUUUGUCUUCAGCUCUACAAUCCUCAAACUGUGUGCUAAGAGAGCUGGACCUGAGUACCAAUGACCUGCAGGAUUCAGGAGUGAAACUUCUCUCCGAUGGACUGAAGAGUCAACACUGUAAACUGGAGACACUGAGAUUGUCUGGCUGUAUGGUGACAGAGGAAGGCUGUGGUUUUCUGUCUUCAGCUCUGACUUCAAACCCCUCACACCUGAGAGAGCUGGAUCUGAGCUACAAUCAUCCAGGAGAUUCAGGAGUCAAGCUGCUCUCUGAACAACUGGAGGAUCCAAACUACACACUGGACAAACUCAAUCUGGAUCAUGGAGGACACACGAGGAUUACAGCAGGACUGCACAAAUAUGCCUGUUUCCUCACUCUGGAUCCAAACACAACAUAUGCUUUUCUCAUUCUGUCUGAGGAGAACAGAGAGGUGAAGCGUGUGAGAGAGUAUCAGCAGUAUCCUGAUCAUCCAGACAGAUUUGAUGGUAUUUAUCCUCAGGUGUUGUGCAGAGAGAGUGUGUGUGGACGCUGUUACUGGGAGAUUGACUGGAGUGGAGAUGGUUGUAGUGUGUGUACAGCAGUGUCAUAUAAGAGCAUCAGGAGGAAGGGAAGAGGUGCUGAGUGUUUGUUCGGACGUAAUGCUCAGUCCUGGAGUUUGUGCUGUUCUUCCUCCAGUUUCAUAUUCAGACACAAUUACACACGCACUGAGCUCCCAGUGAAGCCUCUCAGCAGGAGAAUAGGAGUGUUUGUGGAUCACAGUGCAGGAACUCUGAUCUUCUACAACAUCUAUAGAGACACAAUGAGCCUCAUCCACUCAGUCCAGACCACAUUCACUGAGCCGCUCUAUCCUGGGUUUACUGUUUGGUGUCAAUCAUCAGUCAAACUGUGCUGAAGACUGAGAAGGAGCAGUCAGUAGCAGUGUGUGUGUGUGUGUGUGUGUGUGUGUGUGAGAGUGUGUGUGUGUGAGAGAGAGAGAGAGAGAGAGAGAGAGAGAGUGUUUGUUUGUGUAUGUGUGAAAGAGCAUGUGUGUGCGAGAGUGUGUGUGUGUGUUUGAGUGUGUGCAUGAGUGUAUGUUUGUCUGUGUGGGAUUUGUUUUUCUACAAAAAUAGUUUCUUACAUCAUUUUUUUUUGACACAUUGUAACUCCACAUCAGAUGUAACAGCAGCUCUCCUACCUCCACACUGCAGACAGCGUCCUUAUAACAGCACUGUUGUUUAAAGGUUUCAGCAUCAUUUAUGGCCUUGUAAUACUUUAAAUCUAUUUUAAUUCUGGACCUCACGAACGCUUUAAAACUCUCAAUCUCUUGACCAUGUACAUCAGGGGUGUCAAACUCAAUUCCUGGAGGGCCGAAGCCCUGUACAGUUUAGUUCCAACCCUGCUCCAACACACUUACCUGUAGGUUUCAAACAAGCCUGAAGGACUCAAUUAGCUUGAUCAGGUGUGUUUAAUUAGGGUUGAAACUAAACUGUGCAGAGCUGCGGCCCUUUUGGAACUGAGUUUGACACCUGUGAUGUACAUCAUCUAUUUAGUUUCUUCUUGUGAUAAGUAGAGCAAGUUUUGCUUGAGCAACUAAACAGUGAAUGAACUGCUAUUUCAGUUUGUGUUUCUGACUAUAGCCAGCUCCAGAAGAAACUUACAUUGAGUCAAAUUCUCUCCACAUUUCAGGAAAACUCUGCUCAACAUAUCAAACUAUUGUGUUAAACGUGUACAGUCUCUCUAUGUCCACAGAAGAGACACUCGUCAUGGACACUAGAGUGAACAACACGUAUGAAAUCAUUCACUGCCACAAUCCCCUGCAGAAUCCUCCAUUGUAAAUCCCCAACACAUUUUGUCAAAGUUGGUUUAUACAAAACUCUCCACACUGGUUUUCCCCCUAAAGUAUCAUGAAAUGUCCGUUAUUUCUGUUAAUCUGCCUUUGUCACCUCUCUGAUCCGUAAUAAUAAUAAUAAUAAUCAUAAUAUUAGACAUUUGUUUGGACAUGAUGUGCUCUCUUCAACAAGCAGCUUUUCUCUUCAUUCUGCAGGCUGUUCGCUCUGGCAGUUGGUCAGAUAUUUGUAAGCAAGCCUAUAAUAUAAAGCAGAGUUAUUCUGCAGUCAGGUGAUGUGCUCCAUCAGGCACAACAAUCUUGAUAGUAUCUUGUAGUGUGCUGUGCCGCAGUUUGCAUAUCUUGUAGUAACAUAUUUUUAAAAGUGUACUGUUUAUAUUUUUAAAUAUAGCCUACAUAAUAAGGCACAAUUUAAACUUUCAAAACAUCAUGUUUUUCCCACCUCGGGCAUUAAAGCCUUUAUAUUAUUUUCUCUUUUAUUCUUAAUUGGGCAGCCAUUAUUCUCAACCCUGUAAUAGACUAAACUGAGUUGGUAAUAAUAGUAUUCUACAAAGCUUUUGCUCUAAAACCAACAUUUCCCUGUUGCUCACAUGUCCCUCAAAUCAGUUUAAUGGCUAAAAUAUCACAUUUUUAAUGAGUUUUAGAUUCAUAUGUGAUUUAAGUUACAAUUAUACAUACUUGUCCAUUCUGUGGUCUCUUAAUUUUUUAAAAAGUUUUACAUUUAGGUGUCUUACCCCACCCACAUAAUUACAAUGUUAGGCCUUAACAUGCUGGUUGGUUCUCAGCAAUAUUUUUUUCUAUAUUUAAUUGUUUUCCUUUAAAAAUAUGAAUCUCACAGGGUGGAGAAUACAGUGACCGGUUUAAGACCAUAGCAGGGUUAAGAGGACACUUAAAUUUCAGUUUUAAUUUGUUUUAGUUCAUUUGAAAUUACAUCUAACACUUACUUAAAAUGUAUUUUAGUAAAACAUUUAGCAAAGGCAUUAAUGAGAUAAAGGCAAACCGGAAUGAAAUGAAACUUCAUUAAACCAAACCACAGUCAGAAUUCAAAAAAUUGAAGUGCUGCAGGUAACUGGACUGUUAGUAACCUUUAAAAAUGCUGAUAAAGGCCUGUGUUACCCAAUCUAUUGCUGAACAGAACCUACAGUAAACAGAAGCAACAGGUAAAGUCUUGUCUAAAACUUUAUUUCCUGGAACAUAAAUAAAAACUGCAGCAGAAAAGUU
This is a messenger RNA of Danio rerio (zebrafish), 5538 nucleotides long. The record is from RefSeq and is a predicted model, not a curated record. NCBI's taxonomy places the organism in Eukaryota, Metazoa, Chordata, Actinopteri, Cypriniformes, Danionidae.